Molecule: messenger RNA, 2101 nt
Organism: Molossus molossus (Pallas's mastiff bat)
Lineage: Eukaryota; Metazoa; Chordata; Mammalia; Chiroptera; Molossidae
Gene: NR1H3
Product: nuclear receptor subfamily 1 group H member 3
Exons: 8
Coding region: 261-1373 (370 amino acids)
Biological process (GO): negative regulation of inflammatory response; cell differentiation; negative regulation of transcription by RNA polymerase II
Molecular function (GO): zinc ion binding; nuclear receptor activity; RNA polymerase II cis-regulatory region sequence-specific DNA binding
Source: RefSeq, a predicted model, not a curated record
CUCAGGGUCUGCCUGGCAGGAAGGACAGUGGCCAGACCCCUUGGCAGUCCCUCUUCUCAGCCUUUCCCCAUACUACUUCCCUGGGGCUACGGCCCCCAUCUUGCUCAGCUCCGGCUUCUCGGCCACCACGGAGGCCUCUGGACAGGGACUGCACCUUCCUCCUCUCUCAGCAAGGGGGCUCCAGAGACUGCCCAGCCAGGAAGUCUGGUGGCCUGGGCAUUCGGACAGUCCGUUGGUAAUGUCCAGGGCUCCAGGAAGAGAUGUCCUUCUGGCUGGAGGCCCCUAUGCCUGAUGUUUCUCCUGACUCUGCAGCGGAGCUGUGGGACCCAGACGCACAAGAUGCAAGCGGCCAGGCACUGAGAGGCAGCGACUGCAUGCUCAGGAAGGAAGCCAGCAUGCCCCAAUCAACUGGGGGCACUUCGGGGGUGAGGCUGGAGGCAGCAGAUCCCAUAGCCCUGCUCCCAGGGGUGGAGGCCCCUUCAGAGUCUACAGAGGUCCGUCCACAAAAGCGGAAAAAGGGGCCAGCCCCCAAAAUGCUGGGAAAUGAGCUGUGCAGUGUGUGCGGGGACAAGGCCUCUGGCUUCCACUACAACGUGCUGAGCUGUGAGGGCUGCAAGGGAUUCUUCCGCCGCAGUGUCAUCAAAGGGGCGCACUAUAUCUGCCACAGCGGGGGCCACUGCCCCAUGGACACCUAUAUGCGUCGCAAGUGCCAGGAGUGUCGCCUUCGAAAAUGCCGCCAGGCUGGCAUGCGGGAGGAGUGUGUCCUGUCGGAAGAGCAGAUCCGACUGAAGAAACUGAAGCGGCAAGAGGAGGAACAGGCUCAGGCCACAUCCGUGCCCUCAAGGGCAUCCUCACCUCCCCAAGUCCUGCCCCAGCUCAGCCCAGAGCAACUGGGCAUGAUUGAGAAGCUAGUGGCUGCCCAGCAACAGUGUAACAGACGUUCCUUUUCUGACCGACUUCGAGUCACGCCUUGGCCCAUGGCCCCAGAUCCCCAGAGCUGGGAGGCCCGUCAGCAGCGCUUUGCCCACUUCACUGAGUUGGCCAUCGUCUCUGUGCAGGAGAUCGUUGAUUUUGCCAAACAACUUCCAGGCUUCCUGCAGCUCAGCCGGGAGGACCAGAUCGCCCUGCUAAAGACCUCUGCGAUUGAGGUGAUGCUUCUGGAGACAUCUCGGAGGUACAACCCUGGGAGUGAGAGUAUCACCUUCCUCAAGGAUUUUAGUUAUAACCGGGAAGACUUUGCCAAAGCAGGACCGACUAAUGUUUCCACGGAUGCUAAUGAAGCUGGUGAGCCUCCGGACCCUGAGCAGCGUCCACUCAGAGCAAGUGUUUGCACUGCGCCUGCAGGACAAAAAGCUUCCACCGCUGCUCUCUGAGAUCUGGGAUGUGCACGAAUGACUGUUCUCCCUUUAUCUUCUGUUUUCCUGGCUGGCUGAGGCCGGGUGGCUGCCUCCUAGUGGUGGAACAAACUGAGAAGGGCAAACAUUCCUGGGAGCUGGGCAAGGGAGAUCUUCACGUGGCAUUAAAGGAGAGUCAAAGGAUUGGGACUUUUGUGGCUGCUGGGCACUGAGGGUCCUGAAAAAGCUGUGCUCCCUAUGAACACUGUACUGACCGGACCGAAUGGAUGAACAUGGGGGCCACUUUGCACAAGGUUCUCCAGGGCCCUGCCCAUCCUGCCUCCACCACUUCCUGUUUUCCCCACUGGGCCCCUAGAGAAAUUCUCCACUGUCACUCUGUGGCUUGGCUAUAAAUGCCUCGGGGCUGCCUCCCUGAUAGGUCGGUCUGAUAUUGUUUGUACAAGAAGACCGAAAUGAAUACAGGAUGAGAGAAACAAUUUCUGGAUUGGGGUAAGGGAGUGGCAACGGAGGAAGGAAGCCUGUGUCCUUUAGGAUCGCAAGUGCCAGCCUCCUUUUACUAGCCCCAUUGCGCCCUGAGGAUAAAUGAAAUGCUGAUAACCCUCUUCUCGUUUCAUGAUGGGAGGGGGGGCGAUCAUGUCGUCUUCCUGUGGGGGAGAGGGUGUUAAAUUUUUAGAGCUAGAGCCUCAACUAUGCACCUGUCUUCUUAUGGGUGCGCGCACAAUGCCUUGGGUUUUUUUGGCAUCUUA